UAAUCACUUAGUUUAGGGUUUGGGAUAUAAAAAAUUUAUUUUCAGUGAGGUGGUACACAGCAGAAGAUCUACUAAAACAAAUUUUCGAAUAUUACAAUUUGUUUUGCUUAGUUACUGAUAUCUAGAGUUUCUUAAAUUAUAUUUUAAUAAAUUUAAAAAAAAAAUGUAUGUUUUCAAAACAUUCCACCUUGAAUUAGCUGUUUGUGUCAUAGCCUUUAUAAGCGCUGCUUGUGUCAUGAGUGCGAGGAUUCAAAAAGAUACACGAAGUACUAAUAGUUACAGUUUUUACAAUCCUUCCAUUCAAGUGGAAUGUAAAACCGAUAUGAUGUUAAUAAUGAUUGAGAAUAAUCCAAAAGAGGGUCACACAAAUAAUUUGUUUAGUGGAAUGGUAUACCCAAAAGGUUUGCCAAAACAUUCAACAUGUUUAUCAGAAUAUAGAAAUCAUGAAGGACCUUUGCGAUAUACACUACCUUUGAGAAGUUGCAACACAAUGCCUCAAGAAUCUGACUCAGGCGAAAUUGAAUUCUUUAAUACGAUUGUUGUUCAACCCCAUUUAAAAUUAGUAACAGACUUAGGGCGUGGGUUCCACGUUCGCUGCACUUACAAGAAUCGAGAAGCAAUUAAUUUAAACAAUAUUCAUCCUCAUAAUUUUUCAGCAGACAACAUAACAUCAGUUAAAAAUCCAGAAGCGUACAAGAGCAAACUUACCUCCAACGCAGAAAUUCAGAUUUAUUCUCAAAAUGGAAGGCAAAAUUUUGGUAGAUCAAUUGAUUCGCACUCAUUAAAUUCGAAAGAAAAGGCUUUUGAAAUAAAAGGCAGUGAAUUACAGAAAAAUGAUAUAAAUAAUUCUCUUAUUGACACGCAAGAGGCAAUCGAUACUGACAUUCCAAUGCCAGGAAUUCAUAUGAAGAUUUAUAGUCAAAAUAAGAUAGCUGAAAAUGUAAAUAUUGGUGAUCCUCUAAAACUGUUAGUAUAUGUAGAAAAACAAGAGUUCUAUGGUCUUCAUGUAACGAAUUGUGUGGUUCGUGACGGUCUUGGAUUGGGAGAACAAAAACUGAUAAACGAAUAUGGUUGCCCAACCGAUGAUGAAAUUAUGGGCCCCUUCAAUUAUGCAGGUGACAAAAUUUCAGCCAGUGUUGUAUUUCCAGCUCAUAAAUUCCCGUAUACCACUUCGGUGUAUUAUCAAUGCAACGUUAAGCUUUGCGAUGUUAAAAAUUCAGAAUGCUUUAAGGUAUCAGAAUGCAUCGAUUCGAAACGAGAGAAACGGCAAACCUUUGAAAAAAAAGAGGAAGAUAAUAUUCCCGCUAUUAUAGAGGUUUAUUCAGGUCUCUAUGUAAAUGAAAAUGCAGAUAUAGAUACUGAGAAUGAUGUAGUUCGCCAAAAGGCUAACGGAGAGAAUGAAUUGUGUGUGUCACAAAAAACAUUUGCUAUAUCAAUAGCGAUAGCUGGUUUAGUACUGAUGUUAACAAUAAUAGCGGCUGUUAUAUGCAUAAUGUCCAGAAGAAAAACCAAGACUUUGUCAAAUUCAGAAAGUUCAAUUUAUAGUGGUCCAUACACAAAUACAGCAUUUUCCCACAGUAGUUAAUUUCAUUACAUUUAUUGAUUGCUCACGACUAACGAAAACUAUUAAACCACCAUGAGGUACAUAUGCAUGUAUCUAUGUCAAACAUUCUGCUUUGUUUCGAGUAUAUUAACAAUAAUUUAAAUAAAUAUGUGUAUAUAUAAGUAAUUACUAAAUUUAUACCAACUGAAAUUAAUAAAGUUUUGGAAUUAUC
This is a messenger RNA of Condylostylus longicornis, 1775 nucleotides long. RefSeq lists its product as uncharacterized. The transcript has 9 exons. The record is from RefSeq and is a predicted model, not a curated record. NCBI's taxonomy places the organism in Eukaryota, Metazoa, Arthropoda, Insecta, Diptera, Dolichopodidae. Bases 164 to 1585 code for a protein of 473 amino acids.